UUCUCUCUUUCAAUCUCUCUCUCUCUCUCUUCUCCUCUGUAGCGGUUCAAAAACACCAUCACUCAAACCCAAAUUUCAUCUUCUCUCCUAAUAACAAAUGUUUUCAUCUUCCUGACAAACAAUUUUACUCCAAUUUUGAUGUUUGUUGGCUAAUAGCAACUCUUUUUCAAUCUACAUUUUUUUAAUUCAUCUUUAUUGUUGAAACAAUGAGUAAAAAAAUUUCAAUGGAGACUCCUACUCGUAAAAUCAACAGGCUAAUUGCCAUAUCAAGCCCGAAAAUAGGGCCCAUUCCCAGCUUUGAUUCGCAUGCAUUCACUCAAAGUCCUGUUAAGAAAGGGGGAAAAUCACCUACUGUUACAGUAGUUCAACAAAAAAUGCGGGAAAGAAAUUUUACCUAUAAAGUCCAAAGAAAUCAUCUACGAUUCUGAUUUUGAAGGCGAAAUCGGUUGUCCUACUGCUAAGAAAAACAAGGUCGACAGUGUGGAAAUAGCAAAAGGGAAGAAAAAAAUUGAGGCUCCUAAUUUUAUUAAAAAAAGGGUUAAAAAAGGUAAAACAUCAAAGAGGACGCAUGACAAACCUAAAUUGAAGGUAAAGAAGAUGCCAACUCACUUUUGUUCUUACACCAACAUCAAAGCUACUGAUAAUAUAAAGGGGCGACUAAAGGGAAGCAAUUGCAGAUGCAUAGGGAUUCCCCAUUUGGAUAUUUCUUGAUUUACCGAAUAUCAAGGUUCACCCACAGCUCAUUCGUAGCUUGAUGUAUGCAGAGACUGAAAACGAGAGGGAUGAUAUAUUUAUUGUCAUGUUGAAUGGGAACGAGCUCUAUUUUGGCAUAAGAGAAUCUGCCAUUAUCAUGGUUUGAAAUGCGGCAUGCCGAGUGAUUUCAUUUCAGACCCUAAUUCACCAAACAGAUUAAUGAAUAGUUACUUUCUUGAUAAAAAAAAAGUACCAAAGAGUGAGCUGAUAAGGAUUUUUGAAGAAAAACUAGUUUGGGGAUGACGAUCUUAUGAAAAUUGCCAUUCUGUACUUUAUUAGUACAUUCCUAUUCUCAACUGAGACUUCGAAAGCUUAUGUAUCUAAGUUGCACUUUGACUUAGUUGAGAGUGGUGAAUAUAGACACUAUCCUUGUGGAAAUGAAUGUUUUAAGGAUACACUUGGUUCGGUUAGUCAUAAGUUGAGUGGUGAUCCAACAUAUUAUAGGUUUGGGGGCUUUCCACUUGCUUUGCAAGUAUGGUUCAAUGAGUGUUGCUCAAAGGUUGAUCCUUUGGUUGCUACCCGUAUUGGAAACCACACUCCCCGUAUUCUUAACUGGAAAACAUCCCAAGAAAUAUUGUACUUUGACUACCUGAAGAAGGGUAUGUUCAAAACAUAUGGGAUUCAGCUGCAUAAGAACAGUUUCAAAAUCAUACAUACAUAUUUCAUAAAUACACAUGUUAUAUUUCAAUGUUUGCCUAGAAUCGCUAACUUGUGAAUACAUGUAUAUGUUUCUGUUUGUGCUAGGUGGUUUUUUCCAACAUCGCCCCAACAAAUAAUGAAUUUAUACUUUUCAAUGAGUUAUCGGAUGUGCCACGACCACACACUACCACACCUGAUACCCCUUCUGUACAUGGUGCUGAGUUCGAGGCAUUGAAGAAUGAAGUUGUAAAUGUUCGCGAAGAUUUGAAACUAUUUUCAAGAGAAGGUAGAUGAUGAUUUUAAACAGAUGAAGCACCAUAUGGACAAAUCAUUCAGCGACAUACUAGUAGAGAUCAAGUCCUCAAAUGGCAAGAAAACUGAAAAUUAUGAAUUUGAGGUCAUUUUUAUUAUCUGUGAUGGUGCCUCCUCUGUAUUAUCCAUCUAUUUUUAAGUUUACUUAUGCAUACAUUAAUAAACAGGGUUCUGGAGGUGUUAAGGUCAUUGAGGAAAAACGAAAAACAAGCAGCGACCAGAAUGAAGAGUAUCCAGACAUACGAGCUGAUUUUGAUGAACAAGAGGCUAAGGGUGAGGUUGAUUGGGAGGAUGGAUGUGUGCCAAUAUCUGGUCAAGAUGCAGCAUAUUGGAAGAAUCAAAGUCAUUCUGGAACUUCAAGUAUGAAAAAUGUAGUUGGUGUGCAUGACGGAUUUGGUGAAGCGUGUGAUAAAGGUCUAGAUGAUCCUGAAGCAUUGAAGAAUCAAAGUCAUUCUUUUACUUCAAUUGGUGUGCAUGAUGGAUUUGGUGAAGCCUGUGGUAAUGGUCUAUUUAAUCAAGAAGCCUUCAAGAUUCAUACGAACAAUGAUCCUAUUUCAGUUAGUGUGCAUGAUGGAGUUGCUGAAGCACGUGAUAAAUGUCUAGAUGUUAUUGUGCAUGAUGGGGUUGUUAAAGCACGUGAUAAAUGUCUAGAUGGUAAGACUAUUAGUUUGAUGCAAUUUAAACGACUUAUUAAAUAUAUGCUAUAAAAAUUUUGAAAUUUUGAAUUUUUCGUAUCAUUCUUUAGAUGAUGUGGUUGCUGGAAUUGAUAAUUUGGGUAAUUUGUGCUAUUCUGCCUAUAAGGACUGAGUCUAGAUGACAUUGAAUUGCCUCCAUAUAGCGAGACUCAAAUUGUUGCUAUUGAAACCAAUUACAAUCGCAACAUUGUUACUCCUGAACUACAACCACGACUCAGAAAUCCUGGAAAGUAUUGAUCAUCUCCUUAUGUAGGUUUUAGUUCAGUUGGCAGCGGCACGGGAAAAUCUCCUAAAUACUUCAACAUAAAACAUCCGUUUGCAAAUUACAAUGGAUUUGAUGUUGAUGAUGCACUGCUCAAUGAAUUUACCACUUGGGUAUAUGCUAAAGUGUCUAAAAGAAAGAAUAGGUUUGUAUAACAUAUAUUAUUUAUUUACCUAUUUCUUCUGCAAUGAUUGACUGUUUUUGUGUUCCAGAAUUUCAGCCUACACUAUAAAGGAUAAUAAGAUUGCCAAUCCUUAUGAUUUGGGAAUUAAGAGAGUAGACAGAAUGGAGUGGUUCUACACUGUCGUUCAGACUGGGAAAGCGUGGGAAGACUCGGUAUGUUGUCUCCAAACCAUAAAUCAGAUAUAUUAAAAAAAACUAAAUUUGAUUUGUAUGAAAUCAAUAUGAAUUGUUGUCUGAAAUAAUAUUGUUUUGAUUGUUGACUAAUUGGAAUUGUAUUUUUUUUAUUUGAUCUCCAUUUAUUUGGAGGAGGAUUCUUGAUUUUUUGUCCUUGUUGGAUUUCAAGAUUCUAUGCUUA
Lycium barbarum (goji berry) is the source of this 3199-nucleotide messenger RNA. RefSeq lists its product as uncharacterized. Bases 1758 to 2411 code for a protein of 217 amino acids. Lineage: Eukaryota; Viridiplantae; Streptophyta; Magnoliopsida; Solanales; Solanaceae. The transcript is spliced from 8 exons. The record is from RefSeq and is a predicted model, not a curated record.